UGCACACAACCGCCGACCAACCGCCAACCAACGAGCCGCGAUAGCCUCCAAAUAUUUACCAACCCCUCUUUCCCGAAUCCCGAUGGAGCAAGAAAUUUUGAGCACGAGGUGCGAUUGACUCGUUCCGAUGCCAGGCAUCUCAGCUUCAAAGUCACCAAUAUUCACUAUCGGGUAUCGCCGGCCACAAAAACCAAAUAACUGAGCGCACAGACAACCUUCGACAAGAUGACGACCCAAGUCCCCAUAUCCUCUCUUUCUGCACAGGGCAUUUCCGCGCUCAAGGCACUGGUGGAGACUUUGGAAGAGGAACGUGAAGCUGAUCCCGAUACUCGCUCACUGGUUUCCUCUCUCUUGACCAGAUUCAAGCUCUGGGUAGGCAAUCUUGGAGCCCACCGGGCUUCUGGAACCCGCUCGCUCAAGUACAAGCUCCGCGACGCUUCUAUGCUUCGGAACCAUGUCGUCUCGCUACUGCAAGACUUGUGUGUCUCUAUCGAUGAAGCCUUCGCAGUGGCUCUGGCAGGGGAUACUCGCGGUGACGGUAUUGAGUCCGAUGGCGACCGGGAUUCCCUCGACGAGGAGCUCGAGAAGCUUUGGACCGACGAGGGCCAGGACCCUGAUGACAGAUCCGACCUCGACCUGGCUCUGAGCGGAAUUCAGAAUGCCGUCGAUUGUUUACUCCGUCUCUCCGCGACAAUCCGCAACCCUGCCCCGCAUGAUCACUUCAAAUCCAGAGCCGCAGCAGAAUACGGAGGAAUGUUUGAGCUGGUAGACAAAAACCACAUCAGCGAGAAGUAUACCCAUCUUGAUCAAGUCGUAGUGGAGCGUUUGGCCAAGUCGAUGGCAAGGCGGCGCCAGUACUUCAGGUAUCGUGAAGAGCAUGCGAGUCGCAUAGCUCAUGGAGUGGAAGACAUCGUGGAAGGGGUUGAGUGUGGUGAUGUCUCCGAGUACACGGCAAACCAAACCACCAUUUCGUCACUGCCUGGGCACUCGAAAGAUGAGGCACUUGCAGCUACCGUGGCCGAGAUGGAUGCAUUUGACGACCUUGAUGAUGCGCAAUCGCAGGCUUCCGAGACAUCUUACGCCGCAACCGAUGUCAACUCCACUGAGCUUCGGGUCCCAAGACCACCACCGGAAUACAUCCACGGGCCUUUUAAAUGCCCCUUUUGCCACAUGAUCAUCACAAUUGAGAACAAACACCAGUGGAAGAAACAUGUGUUUAGAGAUCUCCAACCGUACAAUUGCCUCUAUAAUUCCUGUAGAAUGCCGCACCAGCAGUUCUCACGACGGUCUCAAUGGAUCGAGCAUAUGAAGCGUGAGCAUUGGAGAGUCUGGCAUUGCUCUCUCGGUUGUGCCAGUGCCACCUUCGAUUCCGCCAAGCAACUGAUAGACCACAACAAGUCCGCUCAUGCGGCUAAUCUGCAAUCCUCCUCAUCGGACGAAGACGGAGCCAUGGCCCUCUCUUCAGUCCCGGACAUUUCGAAGGCUCGAGGACCAUGCCCUCUCUGUCUAGAGGUAACGAUAGCUACCGACAAGAUUUAUGGCAAGCAUGUUGGUGAUCAUCUGGAGCGGUUGGCAUUGUUUGUCUUGCCUCGGGUGGAUUACGAAGACGCAUCCGAUGACGAUGACUUUCAAGAUGAUAGUAACGACGACGAUGAUGACAACGACGCAUCCGAUGGGGAAAUCGACAAUGAUGGCCAACCGACUGCCUCUAAUGAAGUAAAGCCACGCGACUCCUCGAACACCUCCUCUCAGCAACCCAGGCAGCCAGACGGCCCACAUGAGCCCCAACAAGCGGACAAGAGAAUGGACUGGGAAAGCUACCUCCACCGACAGACUGGUCUCCCAGGUGACGACUUGGACAACGACAUGUACGCCGAGAGCAGCAGCCAGCAACCUCCGACCAAGCCAGGGAUCGUGUCGCGAAACCGGACCAGAGAUCCAGAUGCACCGCCAACGUACUCGUGGGUGUGAGGUUGGCUCUCGUACCAAGGCCAUAAAUUUCUAUACCCACUUUCCUGCAGAGAGUGGGAAAAAAAUUGUCGGACAGCUAAAAAUUACCGGGCAGUCUUAAUAUAUAGACCUAUUUUACUUUGUUAACGUUUCACACUAAAGUAAAAACUACAUAAUAUUUCUUACGUUUUUUCUUACCAGCG
Neurospora tetraspora is the source of this 2153-nucleotide messenger RNA. RefSeq lists its product as uncharacterized. The record is from RefSeq and is a predicted model, not a curated record. The coding region runs from base 226 to 1971 and encodes 581 amino acids. The transcript has 4 exons. NCBI's taxonomy places the organism in Eukaryota, Fungi, Ascomycota, Sordariomycetes, Sordariales, Sordariaceae.